CUGGCUUUGAAUGGUGAUCCUUGGAUCUCAGCCUUCUGAGUAGCUAGGAUUACAAGCCUGAGCCACCAGCAUCCAGCUGGCAACUCUUAAUUGUUCCUGGGAAUAGAGACCAACUAGGAAAUUGCCCAUUUGAGAACCCAGGCCUCCUGCUGCCCAAAUCUGUGCUCUUCUGCCCCACUCCACCCCUCAUGUCAGCAACUGGGACAGUUGAUAUAUAGUCUGGGUCCUCUCACAGCUUUGACUUGCAGUAUGAAGGGGAGAGCCAGGCAGGGGGUUGAAAGGAUCAGCCUUGAGAUUGCAGAGCAGUCACAUAGACAUAACAAGGGGUGGAGAUGCCUUGAAGGCAGGGGCGGGGCAAAGUAGAUGAUGUCCUUGGGACUUUCACUUGGGAUUCCAAGUGUGCUCAAACCUCCCUCCAGCCCUGUCACCAUGGACCGCACUGUGGUGCUCAUCACUGGCUGCUCCUCCGGCAUAGGCCUGCACUUGGCUGUCCGGCUGGCCUCAGACCCUUCUAGGAGCUUCAAAGUGUAUGCCACACUGAGAGACCUGAAGUCACAAGGCCCUCUCCUGGAGGCCGCCCGGGCCAGGGCGUGCCCUCCCGACGCUCUGGAGACCCUGGAAUUGGACGUGAGGGACGUGGAUUCCAUAGCCAAGGCUCGGGCACGGGUGAUCGAGGGCCGCGUGGAUGUGCUGGUGUGUAACGCGGGCCGGGGCAUGUUCGGGCCGCUGGAGGCGCACGACCUGGACGCCAUGGGCACCGUAGUGGACGUGAAUGUGCUCGGUACUGUGCGAGUGCUGCAAGCCUUCAUGCCCGACAUGAAGCGGCGGCGCAGCGGUCGGAUCCUGGUCACUGCCAGUUUUGGCGGCUUGAUGGGGCUGCCGUUUUACGCCCUGUACUGCGCCACUAAGUUCGCGCUGGAGGGUUUAUGCGAGAGUCUGGCGGUCCUGUUGCUGCCAUUCAGGGUCCACAUGAGCCUUAUCGAGUGCGGCCCCGUACACACGGCCUUCCAAGAGAAGCUGGAGGGCGGCCCGGGUGGAGCGCUGGACCGCGCGGAUGCCCAGACCCGCCACCUCUUCUCGCUCUUCCAGCGUCAUUUACAGCAUGCCGGGCCAAAGGUGCAGGAUCCGGAGGAGGUGAUAGAGGUGUUCCUCACUGCACUGCGCGCCCCGCGGCCCUCCCUGCGCUACUUCAGCACCGAGAGCCUCAUGCCCCUGGCCCGGAUGCGCCUGGAGGACCCCAGCGGCUGCAGCUACUUGGCCGCCAUGCACCAGAUAUUCGCCGACAAGCAGGGGGAAGACUCUGAGGCCCAGGAGGGACCCGUAGGAGACCCUGGGCUUGGACCUUCAGCCGCCCCUAAAUAAAGGCUCUGCCUACCGUUGCCUAAUAAAUCAUGCUUUGCCUCCUGGGGGUGUACUGUCCAAGGGAAUGAGGCUGGGGUGAUGUCUGCAUUGUGCAGCCCCUAAAUGACUAAUACAGAUCAUCUCUCCCCACUUAUACUUACACAUCCCCCAGGCCUCAAAGCCAUGCAGGGCCUGGGGUUAGAACAGUCUC
Molecule: messenger RNA, 1552 nt
Organism: Perognathus longimembris pacificus (Pacific pocket mouse)
Lineage: Eukaryota; Metazoa; Chordata; Mammalia; Rodentia; Heteromyidae
Gene: Hsd17b1
Product: hydroxysteroid 17-beta dehydrogenase 1
Exons: 6
Coding region: 364-1362 (332 amino acids)
Biological process (GO): estrogen biosynthetic process
Cellular component (GO): cytoplasm
Molecular function (GO): estradiol 17-beta-dehydrogenase [NAD(P)+] activity
Source: RefSeq, a predicted model, not a curated record